AUGUUUAUUCGUACAUACGGACAGAUAUACACAUGCCCUAGAAUACUUGUCAAUCUAACCAGAACAUGGCGGAAGAAGAACACGAAUAAGAAGACGGAUUUAGUGAAUAUAGAUACAAUUGCACGGAAACUGCAUACUUCAAAUAAAGCAAGAAAUUAUGAAAGAUGUACACUUGGAUCGAUUGGACGAAAGGAGAUACAAACAUGUUAUCAAAGUGCAAUUUAUGAUUCUGUAUUUAAUUUGGUUAAGAAAAAUGACAGUGACGUGAUUGAUGCUCAUGAUUUAAUUGAACUAAUUAACAAAGCUGGUAUUUCGUUAGACGAUCCUAGACUGGCCGAGUUUACAAAGGCGUUGAAAGAACUUCAAGGAAAUAAAACCAAUCAAAAUGUAAUUCAGAGUAAAUCAUUAACAUUGGACAGGGAGAAAUUUGAACUCGUUACUAAAGACAGUCUUCACAUGUUAAUACGUAUUAUGACAAAUGAUUUUUGUAUACCAGACUUUCAAUCAUUUGAAAAUGAAAUUGUAACAAUCUUCAAUGGAUGUAAAACAAUUAAGACGGGUAAAGUAGCAAGUUAUAUCCCAGAAUUAGAACAAGUUAAUCCAAAUUAUUGGGGUUUAUCAUUAUGCACAGUGGAUGGACAACGAUUGUCUAUGGGUGAUAGUAAUGUACCAUUUACAAUGCAGUCAAGCAGUAAACCAGUCACUUAUGCAAUAGCACUAACUGAUUUGGGUCCAGAAUACGUUCAUCAAUAUGUUGGAUAUGAACCUUCUGGUUUACCGUUCAAUCAAAUUUCCUUAAAUCAUAAAAAUAGACCACACAAUCCACUGAUCAAUUCAGGAGCUCUAGCAGUUUGUAGUUUAAUCCAACCACACUUAAGUCCUCCAGAGCGUUUCAAGUAUGUUGAAGGCAAAUUCAGUCAAAUGGCUGGUGGAUUACCAAUGGGUUUUAAUAAUGCUGUCUUUUUAUCAGAACGUGCUUCAGCGGAUCGUAAUUUUGCUAUCGCUUAUUAUAUGCGUGAGAAUAAGUGUUUCCCGCCACCAUUUGAAUUGCGUGAAUUAAUGGAUUUCUAUUUUCAAUUGUGUUCAAUUGAAGUGAAUUGUGAAUCUAUUGCUAUCAUGGCUGGUACACUGGCUAAUGGUGGAAUUAAUCCGUUGACUGGUGAAACUGUUGUCAGUGCUGCUGCUGCUCGUGACACUCUGUCAGUGAUGCAUUCCUGUGGAAUGUAUGAUUAUUCUGGACAAUUUGCAUUUAAGGUUGGUUUACCAUGUAAAUCUGGUGUUUCUGGUGUCAUCAUGGUUGUUGUACCUAAUCUACUUGGUCUAGCUUUAUGGUCACCGCCUAUUGAUCGACAUGGGAAUUCAGCUAAAGGCAUACACUUUUGUCAAGAACUUGUUCAACGAUUUAUUUUUCAUCAUUACGAGAGUCAUUUACAUUAUGAUAAAAAAAUUGAUCCAAGGAAACCGAGAGAUUCAUAUCGUACAGAUGCGAUUACAUCAUUACUGUUUGCAGCUGGUAACAAUGACUUGGCAACACUUAGAAGGAGUUAUAUUCAUGGCGUAGAUUUCAAUUCAGUCGAUUAUGAUGGCCGGACUGGUUUACAUGUAGCUGCAAGUUCUGGUUCACUAGAUGCUGUGAAAUUUUUCAUUGAAGUUGGUAAUGCUAAAUUAGAUCCAGUGGAUCGUUGGGGUCAUACACCCUUGUCAGAUGCUAAAUUGUUUGGACAUACACAGAUUGUUGAAUAUUUAGAAAAGAGAAUUGAAGCUAUGAAAUUUGACAACAAUAACAAUGACAGUAAAACCACUGAUAAUAAUCACUAA
Molecule: messenger RNA, 1818 nt
Organism: Trichobilharzia regenti
Lineage: Eukaryota; Metazoa; Platyhelminthes; Trematoda; Strigeidida; Schistosomatidae
Source: the annotation of a GenBank genome assembly